Molecule: messenger RNA, 988 nt
Organism: Pygoscelis adeliae (Adelie penguin)
Lineage: Eukaryota; Metazoa; Chordata; Aves; Sphenisciformes; Spheniscidae
Gene: PRADC1
Product: protease-associated domain containing 1
Exons: 4
Source: RefSeq, a predicted model, not a curated record
CUGCCUCUCACCUCUCUCCACGCACACCCAGGUUUACGCAUCCAUGAAUACUUGUAUUUCCAAGUGCUGAGCCCUGGAGACAUCCGCUACAUCUUCACCGCCACGCUGGCCAAGGAUUUUGGUGGUGUGUUUAACACAAGGUACGACCAGAUCCACCUGGUCCCGGCGGACCCCCCCGAAGCCUGCGGAGAGCUGAAUAAUGGCGUCUUCAUCCAGGACCAGAUUGCCUUGGUGGAGAGGGGGGGUUGCUCAUUCCUGUCGAAGACGCGUGUGAUCCAGGAGCAUGGCGGGCGGGCAGUGAUCAUCGCAGAUAACGCCUACGAUAACGACAGCUUCUACAUCGAGAUGAUCCAGGACAGCACCAGGCGGACAGCCGACAUCCCCGCGCUCUUCCUGCUGGGCAGGGACGGGUACAUGAUCAGACGCUCCCUGGAGCAGCACGGGCUCCCCUGGGCCAUCAUCUCUAUUCCCGUCAACGUCACCAGCAUCCCCACGUACGAAAUGAUGCAGCCCCCCUGGACCUUCUGGUAGCAGCGGGAGGCUGCGGCGGAUCGAGGACUUCUCGGUGGAUCCCAGGAGCUUGCCCCAGGGACCAGGUUUGAGCGAAGGGUCCCAAAGCGCCCCAGGGAUCCCACCGCCCAGCCUCGCCGGAUUCAGCAACAAGGAGAUCUUUUCUGCUGCCGCCGGCACGUGGCUGAAGGGCAAACACCAGCACCCGCAGUGGGAACCUUGAGCCUGGUACCGAGCACCCUUUGUAGUGACUUUCUGGGAGGGAGGUGAUGGCCCAGAGCAGGCCAGCACUUCCCCGAGAAACAUCUUAACAAUGUGUAAGAUGCCACCAGUAAUUUGUGCUGCUGAUUUAGAGGGAUGCAGGACUACGUGGAUGAGGUCUGACAGGGAUGGGAGGGAGAGCGAGAUGCAGACUCACAGUGGUCUGUACUAGCAGGGCUUGCCCAACAUCUGUAUUUUUGUCUGAGGUAAUGAAGUC